Messenger RNA from Musca vetustissima, 1758 nucleotides. Its product is annotated as transcription factor GAGA-like. Gene Ontology annotation, molecular function: protein binding. Gene Ontology annotation, cellular component: nucleus. NCBI's taxonomy places the organism in Eukaryota, Metazoa, Arthropoda, Insecta, Diptera, Muscidae. The transcript has 5 exons. The coding region runs from base 118 to 1758 and encodes 546 amino acids. Gene Ontology annotation, biological process: regulation of transcription by RNA polymerase II. The record is from RefSeq and is a predicted model, not a curated record.
UUUUGUGUAUUUGGGUAAUAUAAAUUCACCGCCACCAUUACCCACUAUUACCACCCAAUUCAGCAACAGCAACAGCCCUUGGAGGACGUUUGUGCUGUUGGUGAAUCGGUGGACUCCAUGAUGGCAUUGCCAAUGAAUUCAUUAUAUUCCCUAACAUGGGGUGACUAUGGCACCUCAUUGGUAUCGGCCAUACAGCUGUUGCGUUGCCACGGCGAUUUGGUCGAUUGCACCCUGGCAGCAGGUGGACGCAGUUUUCCAGCGCAUAAAAUAGUGCUAUGUGCCGCAUCGCCAUUUCUAUUGGAUUUGUUGAAGAACACCCCCUGCAAACAUCCCGUUGUUAUGUUGGCCGGUGUCAACGCCAAUGAUUUGGAGGCAUUGUUGGAAUUUGUCUAUCGUGGUGAGGUUAGUGUCGAUCAUGCCCAAUUACCAUCACUGUUGCAGGCAGCACAAUGUUUAAAUAUACAAGGACUGGCGCCACAAACCGUGACCAAAGAUGACUAUACGCAUUCGAUACAGUUGCAGCAUAUGAUACCCCAACAUCACCAUGAACAAGAACAAUUGAUUGCCACCAUUGCCACGGCUCCCCAACAAACGGUACACGCUCAAGUUGUUGACGACAUUCAUCAGGCUGGACAAAUUCUGCAGACGACGACACAAACCCAACAAGGCGGACAACAGCAAACGAUUGUGACCACAGAUGCGACCAAGGAUGUUAUACAACAAUAUUUGCCGGCACGCAAACGUAAACCCAGAACUAAGAAAAUGUCACCCACGGCCCCGAAAAUUACCAAAGUUGAAGGUAUGGACACGAUCAUCAGUACACCCACGACAUCGCAUACCACAACCACGGUCCAGACAACACAGCAACAACAACAACAGCAGCAGCAACAACAGGUCCAACAGCAACAACAACAGCAGCAGCAACAAAUCGAAAAUGGCAACGAUGGCUCAAUGAUCACCUCAACACCGAUUAUCAAGAGUGAAGUUACCAAGGUUGAGACAAUUGUUAUGGAUCCGAACACAAGUGAAAUAAGUAUUUCAACACCUGGCAAAACUGGCAAACGAACCAAGAAUUUGAGUGGCGAGAAACCCCGUUCCCGAUCACAAUCCGAACAACCGGCCACCUGUCCCAUCUGUUAUGCCGUCAUACGUCAAUCGCGUAAUCUACGUCGUCACUUGGAACUCAGACAUUUUGCCAAACCCGGUGUGAAAAAGGAAAAGAAAAGUAAGUUAUCAGGUGGUGGUAGUGGCACCGGUGCCGAUCUCGAUACAACCGACGGGGAUGAUGGCGGCAACAAUUCAUCGACAAUGUUAGGUUCAACGACAAUGACCACCGGUGAUGGUGCCAGUGUUAUGCUAGAUAAUACGACGACAACAACAACGAUGGGCGGCAACAAUACGAACGGUGUUAAUGCCUUGGUCACCGCUGUGAGUAAUGCCAUGCCCAUGAAUACAACAUCAACGGCGGUAACUAGUGGCGGUACUCCGAUUAUUGUGGGCAAUACAAUAACCCAACUGCCCGUACUUAAACAAGAGCCAGGUGCUGGUAAUAAUGGUGGGGCAACAACAAUUACCACAACCGCUGGUGGUUGUAUUGUGGGUACGGCAACAGCUCAACAGGUGGCCAAUGCGAAUCAUCAUCAGGGUCAAAUGCAAAAUGUCAUACAUAUAGUAAGCGAGGAAGUUUAUCAGCAGCAGCAACAACAGCAACAGCAGCAACAACAACAACAGCAGCAGCAACAACAUCAACAGCAAUAA